Syngnathus typhle (broad-nosed pipefish) is the source of this 726-nucleotide messenger RNA. RefSeq names its product thioredoxin-like 4B (gene txnl4b). The transcript has 3 exons. The record is from RefSeq and is a predicted model, not a curated record. The coding region runs from base 59 to 508 and encodes 149 amino acids. Lineage: Eukaryota; Metazoa; Chordata; Actinopteri; Syngnathiformes; Syngnathidae. Gene Ontology annotation, biological process: mRNA splicing, via spliceosome. Gene Ontology annotation, cellular component: U5 snRNP; U4/U6 x U5 tri-snRNP complex; spliceosomal complex.
GUUGCACUGUUGUGAUAACUUCCCGUGUCAUAGAACACUUUUUUUUGCCAGCCUGAAAAUGAGUUUAUUUUUGCCAAAAUUGACCUGCAAAAAAGAUAUAGACGACGUUAUCAAAACAGUAGCAGAAAAGGUGGUUGUUUUGAGAUUUGGGAGGGAUGAAGACUCAGUUUGUCUCCAGCUAGAUGAAAUUCUGUCAAAAACGUCACAUGACCUGAGCAACAUGGCCUCCAUCUACAUAGUCGAUGUAGAUAAAGCCCCAAUUUACACCAGUUAUUUUGAUAUCAGUUACAUCCCAUCAACUGUAUUCUUUUUCAAUGGACAGCACAUGAAAGUGGACUAUGGGUCACCAGACCACACAAAGUUUGUUGGCAGCUUCAAAACCAAACAAGAUUUCAUGGAUCUUAUUGAGGUCAUAUAUAGAGGAGCCAUGCGGGGGAAAAUGAUUGUCCGGAGUCCCAUCGACCCCAAAAAUAUUCCCAAAUAUGACCUUCUCUACCAUGGGAUUUGAAAUCAACAGCUAUUCCGCAUGUGAUGCGUUAACUACCAUUGUUUUAGCUCUUAGCUUCCAUCAAACUGGAAUGUCCAAGUAUCUCUACUGCACAUACAAUUUUGAUCAUGUUGAGUGUUGUGAUGUUUCCUAUGGAAAACAAGUAGGAUUACUGUGAAAUGUGUAUUCAUGGAAUACAAAUGUUAUGUUGCAAUAAAGUUUUAUAUUCUGUUCAUAAA